Dromiciops gliroides (monito del monte) is the source of this 6759-nucleotide messenger RNA. It is a transcript of the gene ZNF410, whose product is annotated as zinc finger protein 410. Gene Ontology annotation, molecular function: DNA-binding transcription factor activity, RNA polymerase II-specific; RNA polymerase II cis-regulatory region sequence-specific DNA binding. The transcript has 12 exons. Lineage: Eukaryota; Metazoa; Chordata; Mammalia; Microbiotheria; Microbiotheriidae. The record is from RefSeq and is a predicted model, not a curated record. Gene Ontology annotation, cellular component: PcG protein complex; transcription regulator complex. Bases 267 to 1673 code for a protein of 468 amino acids. Gene Ontology annotation, biological process: regulation of transcription by RNA polymerase II.
GGGAGGGGGAGGCUAAAACUUCCUGUCCCGCGCUCGAACAGCUUCCGGCGGGAGCCGGAAGCCCUGCUUCUGGACAGACUCAGGGACCGGGGACAGCUGGCCGCUCAGGACGGGAAGGUUAAAUUGAUUAACUGCCCAAAACAAUUUAACUACAAGAAGUUCAUUGUGCUCUGUUGGGAAAUAUGAGAAUAACAGGAGGUGGUCAUUGACUCCAAGUUAAGCUUUGUAACUCCCCUUAACGGUUACAGGAUUUGGAAGCUGAAUCAAUGUUAUCGGAUGAGUUAGAGUCCAAACCAGAGCUGCUGGUCCAGUUUGUUCAGAACACAUCCAUACCAUUGGGACAGGGUCUGGUGGAAUCUGAAGCUAAAGAUAUCACUUGUCUGUCCCUGCUGCCUGUUACUGAGACCUCAGAAUGCAGCCGGCUCGUGUUACCAGAUGAUACUCCAAAUCCUGCCAACUCCUGUAAGGAGGUACCUUCCUCUGCUGUGUUGAGAAGCCUUCAAGUGAACCUGGGCCCUGACGGAGAGGAAACAAGGGCACACACUGUACAGAAGUCCCCUGAGCUUCUGUCAACUCCAGAGUCUCCUAGUUUGUUGCAAGAUCUUCAACCAAGUGACAGUACUUCUUUUAUCCUUCUUAACCUAACAAGAGCAGGCCUGGGCUCCUCAGCUGAGCACUUAGUAUUUGUUCAGGAUGAAGCAGAGGAUUCUGGGAAUGACUUUCUCUCCAGUGAUAGUGCUGACAGCAGCAUGCCAUGGUUCAUCCGGGUUCAAGAGUUGGCCCAUGACAGUCUGAUUGCUGCUACUCGUGCACAGCUGGCAAAAAGUGCCAAAGCCAGUAGCAAUGGGGAAAAUGUUCACCUUGGUCCAGGUGAUGGGCAGCCUAAAGACUCUGGGUCCCUUCCUCACCUUCCUCAAGAGGAAAAGAGGCUCCAGUGUACAGUUGAGGGCUGUGAUCGGACAUUUGUGUGGCCAGCGCAUUUUAAGUACCACCUAAAAACACAUAGGAAUGACCGUUCUUUUAUUUGUCCUGCUGAAGGCUGUGGGAAAAGCUUUUAUGUGCUUCAGAGACUGAAAGUGCACAUGAGAACUCAUAAUGGAGAGAAACCCUUUGUGUGUCCUGAGCUGGGAUGUGGCAAGCAGUUCACCACCGCUGGGAAUCUGAAGAACCACCUUCGAAUCCACACAGGUGAGAAGCCAUUCCUGUGUGAGGCUGAAGGCUGUGGCCGUUCCUUUGCUGAGUACUCCAGCCUUCGGAAGCAUCUCUUGGUUCACUCAGGCAUGAAGCCCCAUCAGUGCCAAGUGUGUGGGAAAACCUUCUCUCAGAGUGGGAGUCGGAAUGUUCAUGUGAGGAAACAUCACUCAAGGAUGGGAGCAACAGGGAAUCGAGUUCGAGAGCAAACAGCUGAGCCGCUAAUGGGUAGCAGUUUGCUUGAGGAAGCUUCAGUACAUAGUAAAAAUCUAGUGUCUUUAAACUCACAGCCCAGCCUUGGGGUCGAGUCCUUGCACCUACCAGAUACUAACACCAUCCUGGGAGUAGAGGAAGAGGUGCUUGCAGAAGGAGCUUCACGUUCCUUGUCUUCAGCACCAGAAGUGGUUCUGCCACAGUCCCAUCACCUGGUGCCCAUGUCUACUGGGAGACAGUCAUAUGAGGUUUCUGCCUUAUUACAGUAAAUCUGCAGGAGUUACUAAAGCAAGGUGGUAUAUAACAAAAAUGGACAUCAGAGUGAGUGUUGAUUCUUGGAAGAACUGGCUAUAUGCUUGAAUCCCAAGUGCACACAUUGGGGUACAGGAUGCUUUUAGCUUAUGGUCUGACAAAAUGAAACUGAUGCAGGCUAUGACUCUGGCCCUCAUUCAUCUUCCCCUUGCACACAGAAUGAAUGUGGGAGUAAUCAUUGCUUUGGGGCCUCUUCACACUUAGCAUCUGAUGCAGAGGAGGAAUAAAGCACUGAAUGUGAACUGGGAAACUGUCUCUUCCUCCCAUUGCAUUUUGGGGUUGACUUCUCCUGAAGGUGAAUUUGACUUAGAAGAAUCAGCUAAUGUGGGAUGUUACUGUUGAUUGGAGGAAGACUUUUUUUCAUCCUGCCUCAGCUGUCUUUUCACAUGGAUGAAUACACUUCUGCCUAUGAGACGACAAAACUUCUCCAGGAAGCUGAGAUUUCAAGAUGCCUUGUUGCUUUGGGGGAGGGGGUGUUCAAUUCUAAGUGACCUUCUUCCUUUUGGUCAUUUAGCAGGAGUUUUCCCCCUACUGGGCUGCAAAUAUAAAAUUUACUUGAAUCCCCCUUGGCCCUAGGGCUGAGAUGCCAUCUUCUCCUACCCACUUCCACUUGGUCACUUUGCCCCAUAUUGUUUUCUUAGUUUCUAAAACUUAUGGUAGCAUGUUAAAAAAGAUUUUUAAUUUAAAAAUCAGAUGAUGAGCUUCAUUUGUUUUAUCUUUAAAUAAACAAACCAACAGCCUAGUUCUUUCUUGUCUCCUUGUUUGGGAUGAUACUUAUCUUCCUUAGCAUGGGAAUAAAUGCCAUAAUCUAACCUCUUUCCUUUUGGAAGGGCACACACUUAAUUUAUCCUCAAGACACUAUACAACCAAGUCAAAUUGUACGCUGUGAGCAAUGAGACUUGUUUGUGAGGUCUUCAUCUUAUUUUUCUCAUCUGUAAAACAAGGAAACUGGACAAGAUAACCUAAGAAUCUCUUAACUUAGGUCAUGGAAGGAGAGUUGGAGGGGACCUUCAAGGCAGUCUAGUUCAACUCUCUCUCAUUUUACAGCGGGGGAAAUGGGCCCAAAGAUGGAAGAUGACUUGCCAUAGUUUACCCAGGUAGUAAGUAGCAGAGCCAGAAUUCGAACCCACAUACUCUGACUCCAGUUCCAACCCUUUUUCUGCUACAUCACUCUGCUUCCCCUGGAAGAUAUAGGGAAAGAGGUUUGGAAUGAUUAUGUACACUGUUGAUUUAGGGAAUUUCUGAAUUCCUUCAGAUGGCUCCUAAAAAAUCAACCAUAGUAUAUUCCUAUUCUCCCUCCUCAAUAGCAUGGAACUGAAUACCACAUCUCCCUAGUGCCUGCAAGGGGAUAUGGGUGGAAAUGAAGUACUUUCCUGUUGUCUUGGGCAAAAAACUAUGGAUAUUUCUGAUAUUCUAGCUCCCCCAAAAGGGAGGGGACUUGUGAGUUGUGGAUAUUAAGACCCAGCUCUGUGCCAGGUAUCUACUCAAAGAUAGUUCUCCAACCUCUUUCCCCCCAUUCUCCUUUUCCCAAUUCCCUUGGUAAAUAUGAUUAGUCCAACUUCUCUUCAGGUGAUUACUGUAUAUUUUUAGCUAUAAGCUCUCAGCAGCUUGCCUAUAGGAGGUCUCUCUACAUGGAUGUCCCAUUGGUACCUCAAACUCAACAUGUUGAAAAACUGAUAUUGUCUUUGUCCUAAACCAGCUGAUUUCAUCAUUUCUAUCUGGGACACCACUGUUUAACUCAUUCUCCUUUGGUCAGAAUCUUGGUGUUAUCUUUUACUGUUCCUUUCCCUCACCUUUCAUGUACAAACAAUAACCAAGUCCUGGCAAUUCCAUGUCUGCAACACCUCUGCUAACCUGUCCUCCACUUUGUUUCCACUGCCACUAUUCUAAGUAGAGGUCUUCAUUAUGACCUUCUUAGAGUAUUUAGAUAGACCUAUGAGGUCUUCCCACAAAGCUAAUCUCUUUCCUUAAAUCCAUUUUUAAAAUUCUAUUGCUAGCCUUAGUUUCCUACUGUCCCUACUGUAUUAACUAGCUUUUAUAUAAGCCUGGCAUUCAAGGGCCUCAAAUCUGAAAUACAUUUCCAGCAUUAUUGCAUAUUACUUCCUCUUCAUACUCUGUUUCAGCCCACCUAGAAGAGUUGUUAUUCUUUGGACAUACAUUGUCCUUUCCUACCUUUUGGGUUCAUUCUAGUUCUCAUGUUUGGAAUGUCCUUCCCGCCCUCUUUCUGAAAUCCUACUUGUUCUUUGAAGACCAGUUAAAUUGUCGCUUCCAUGAAGUCUUUCCAAAUGUUUCCUAUCAGCAGCUCAUUUCUCCAUCAGACCUGCUAAACUCCCCAAAAGUCUGGAUUUUUCCCAGGCCUAGUCUUUCUCCUAACAAGCUGUCCAUGUCCAAACCACACCUGCUUUUCCUACUUGGCACUCCUUCCUGUUCCCUACUGUCCUGUUCAAAAGGAGGAGGAUGUGAGAGAAAACCAGUUUAGAAAUUCCAGGAAUCCUGAUCACUGUAACUCUUAUGAUAUAUGCUUAUGGAAUAGUUUCUCAUACUAACCUUGGGAAGGAGAUAGUACAACAAACAUGUUAUAGAUGAGGAAACAGAAUUGAUGUGAGUUGUCCAGGACAACUCACGCUGUCUGACUCCAAAACUUAAUUCUCUUCGUUGACCUUCUUGCUGGUGGUUAUUGGUUAUAACCAUAAGAAUGUCUAGAUGGUACUAUCAGAAGCAGUUUAUGGUAGUGUUGUACGUCACUCCCUAAACUUUUAUUUCUCCAAAUGAUAGUUCAGGGUAUAUCUUUUAGAGUAACCAACAUUUUUUUUUUCCUGGAAGUGGGGCAUUACUAACUAUUGUGAUUUUAAUUAUUGUCAAAAUAACCUUUCAAAAGCAAAAAUGUUUCUGCUUUAUAUCGCAGAAACUGGCUUUUGCAUAUUUAAGAUUUGGUGAUAUAUACAAAUUAUAGGUAAGGUAUGUGAAAAUAAACAGUUUAUAAUUGUUGUUUCUGCCUCAAACUUAUUAGUGAGGAAAGUACCAUCUCUCUAAAUGUAUCAAGAAAUACUCUUCCAGAAUAUUUAUUAGGUGCCUGCUAUGUGAGAGGUACUCUACUAGGGGAUAAAGGAAUAGCUGUUAUCCAUAAGAAACUUAAUAGUUCAUUAAUAUGCAAUAUCAUUCUCUUGUCAGCCGUAGAUGCCUAUUUCUCUUGUGCUGUUAAGAGUCCAUUCCAUUGGGUUUGGGGAGGUCAUAAUUUUAGGUUCAGUACUGUCUUGAAACAGAUCUAACCUGUGCCAUUCCUAAUGUUUGCUCUCUUCUGUUAUAUUUGCAAACCCUUUAGGCUGAUGAAGUUUGAAAUUGUGUCCUUCCCACUUUCAUAGGAAUGAAUACCUCUUUGAUCUGUUUUAAAUUACCUACUUUCCUAUUCAUAGGAGCCCUCAGGGUUUUUUUGUUUGUUUUGGUGAGGCAGUUGGGGUUAAGUGACUUGCUCAGGGUCACACAGCUAGUAAGUGUUAAGUGUCUGAGGCUGAGUUUGAAUUCAGGUCCUCCUGAAUCCAGGGCUGGUGCUCUAUCCACUGUGCCACCUAGCUGCCCUGAGACCUCGAUUUUUAAUUUAUCCAUCCACACUACUUAACCUGCUGCCUCAACUUUUCUCAUAAAGUGCUUACACAUGCUUUUUUUCCCCCAUUUCCCAUUUGUUAAGUAUCUGUUAUGUGCAACACAUUAGGCAACUGCAAAGAUAAGCAAGACAGUUUGUUUCUUUGAGCUUACAAUCAAGUUGGAGACCUACUACAUUAUUUUAUUUUUUUUUUUUUUGCAGGGCAAUGGGGGUUAAGUGACUUGCCCAGGGUCACACAGCUAGUAAGUGUCAAAUGUCUGAGGCCGGAUUUGAACUCAGGUACUCCUGAAUCCAGGGCCGGUGCUUUAUCCACUGCGCCACCUAGCCGCCCUACAUUAAUUUUUAAUUACUUGUUUAAGUGUGUAAAAGGCACAAAGUACACUAAACAUUUUGAGGAGGAGAGAUCACUUCUACCUGGGAAGAGAAAGUAACAUUCAGCAGGUUGAAAUGGUGAGGAGAUUAUUCUAUUUGGAAUGCUACGAGUUAAAGACACCAAAACAGAAAAAGUAACGUGUAUUUAAAGAUGCAAUGUAGUCUGGUUCGUUUGAACCAGAGUUCCUAUUUAAGAAAUUAUUUGAAGGAGGAAAUGGAUGUUAAGGUCAAGGAGUAAGGGGCCUUGACAGCCAAUCUUAAAGUUUAGGCCUUAUCUGUUAGGAACUAUGGAACAGCCAUUAAAAGUUUUUGAGUGGUGGAGAAGCAGGAUAAGAUAUUCAUUAAGAAGAUUAAUUUAGGGGGCAGCUAGGUGGUGCAGUGGAUAGAGCACUGGCCCUGGAUUCAGGAGGAUCUGAGUUCAAAUCCGGCAUCAGAUACUUGACACUAGCUGUGUGACCCUGGGCAAGUCACUUAACCCCCAUUGCCCCGCAAAAAAAAGAAGCAGAAGAAGAUUAAUCUGUAAAUGAGGGAUUGAAGUGGGGUAGGUAAAGAUUGCAGGUUUUGAAUGUUGGCUGUAAUGCUGCUGUUGGUAGAAAUAUAAAAAUCAGAAAGAAAAGGUUUUAGGAGAAAGCUAAUUAUGUUUUGGAUAUGUUGGUUUUCUGGUGUUGCCUUCCAUAAAGCCCUUGUGUCAUGGAGGUGAUCUUGGGUUCUCAGUGGCUAUGCCAAUAGAGUAUAAGCUCUGGAAAGUGCUACCAUGUUGGGAGAUCUUCAGAUAUGAUCUUGGCAGUAUAGUUUCUACUCAGUACAUAGGGGCUUAUCACUAGCAGAUUGGCCAAAAUUCAGAAUGGCCCUCAGUCUCUCAUGCUGCAGCUUCCUUCUGCUUUUGCAGUGAUGGUGGCAAUGGUAGAAAAAGGAGCAGAAGUUUCCAAACAUUUCUCAGCAACACCUUUUUUAUAUAAAACAUUUUUCAUGCUCCUCCCUUUAAAUAGUAUUUUAUUUUUUCCAAUCAUAUGUAAAAAAGGCAGUUUUAAACAUUUAUUUUUAUAGAAUUUUGAGUUCCAAAUUUUCUC